AUGGCUCUGAUGUGUGGCAUCCACACCCAGAUCGAGCUAUGCUCGCAUGGCAAUGACUUUCCAGGAACCAGCAGCGAGACGUUGCUCACCCGGGAUGCCCUGGAGCUGGCCCGGGUGGGGAAGAAAGAGGUUAUGAAGCGAAGAUUCCGUCUAGCUAGCACAGUUGGAUUCGCGAGUAGCCUGAUGAUUACAUGGGAGGCGAUGAUGAUACAAUUCGGAGUGGGACUACGAAAUGGAGGUCCUCCUGGGCUGAUAUACGGAUACAUCGGGGUCUGGAUCGCCUUUUUGAGCAUUUUCAUCGCUAUGGGAGAGCUCGCCAGUAUGAUACCUUCGGCCGGUGGGCAAUACCAUUGGACCAGUAUUCUCGCUCCAGCAUCCUCCAAGCCAUUCCUCAGUCACAUCACCGGCUCCAUCACCAUCAUCGCUUGGGAGACUGUGGCAGUCGGCAACUAUGUCAUUAGCGCGAGCGUUCUACAAGGUACCGUCGCGCUAGGCAGGCCCCAGUAUGAUCCCAAAGGAUGGCAUGUAACAUUUAUCACCUGGGGCAUCUUAUUGGUUUCCCUGCUUGUCGUCACAUACCUUGGAGUGGUUCUCCCCGCCAUCGAGAUAUUGAUCCUGGUGAUCCACCUCUUUGGCUUUUUUGCGGUCUUGUUUUCUCUGAUUGCUCUGGGUCCGCAAACCGAUGCACGAUCUGUCUUCUCUAUGCUCGUGGACCUGGGCAACUGGGAUUCCAUUACCCUGUCGUCGUUUGUAGGCCUGCAAGGAACCGCGGUGGCAUUUGUGGGCAUGGACGGGGCCAUUCAUAUGGCCGAAGAAGUCGAAAACAGCAGCAUGGUGGUACCCCAAUCCAUGCUCCUCGCCAUCGUGAUCAACGGAGCUCUCGGAUUUGGCAUCCUGAUCACCAUUCUCCUCAAAUCCGGCGAUAUCCAAGCCCUUCUCAACUCCGACACCAAAUACCCCUUCAUGUUUGUGUUGGAAAAUUCCACACAGAGCAAAACCGCCGCAAUCAUCCUCUCCAGCAUGCUGGCGAUCCUGACUGCCUGCGCCGGACUAUCCACCCUGGCCUCGGGCAGCCGCAUGCUGUGGUCUUUCUCUCGCGAGAAGGGCAUUCCAGGCUGGAACUGGAUCCGUCAAGUCCACCCCCGCACCUCCCUCCCCAACCACAGCAUCUUCAUCAUCGUGAUCGCCACCGCCCUCAUCAGCCUCAUCAACGUCGGCUCCAACUACAUCCUGAACAUCACCCUCUCCCUCAUCAUGCAAGCCUUUUUCUCCUCCUACCUGAUUCCCCUCUCCCUCCUCCUCUACCGCCGAGUCCAAGGCCACAUCGCCGACCCCAAGGAAGCCGACCUCGACCCUGCCCAGCCAUACACCUGGGGUCCGUUCCGGGUAAAGGGCUGGCUCGGCAUCGUGAAUAAUAUCUUUUCCAUCGUGUGUUUGGUCAUUAUGUUUCUGUUUGGGUGUUGGCCGUUGCAGAAUCAUCCCAGUCCGCGCGAGGUUAAUUAUAGUAUUGCCUUGACGGGGGGCGCGACGGUUUUGGCGGUGGUGUAUUAUUUUGGUUGGGCGAGGAGGGUCUAUCGGGGGCCGGUGGUGGAGGUGAGGGUUUUAAGUCAGAGAACUUAG
Aspergillus ibericus CBS 121593 is the source of this 1620-nucleotide messenger RNA. RefSeq names its product choline transport protein. NCBI's taxonomy places the organism in Eukaryota, Fungi, Ascomycota, Eurotiomycetes, Eurotiales, Aspergillaceae. The transcript has 10 exons. Bases 1 to 1620 code for a protein of 539 amino acids. The record is from RefSeq and is a predicted model, not a curated record. Gene Ontology annotation, cellular component: membrane. Gene Ontology annotation, biological process: transmembrane transport. Gene Ontology annotation, molecular function: transmembrane transporter activity.